UGAGCAGAAUCCUGCUUUGAGCCCAAUGCUGGAUCUGCUUUGCAAAGGAACCAUCAGCUCACAAAAUCAAGGCAAGCCAAACCAAAACUCCUCAUCAUCAACCCAUAAAAACCAGCUUCAAAAUGGAUUCAAUGCGCUCUUCCUCGUCAUCUGAACGCGAUGGUGCUAUCAAAUCAGCCCCGACACUCACUGCAAAGUACUGGAGAAUGUUGACUCUAUUCACCUGCAUUGUUGGCCACUUCAUCAUGCCCUCACCACAAAGACUCGCCGUUGAAGAUCCAAACACCUGCGCAUAUGUCCCUGGAGCAGGAUUUUCGGGGUUCUUCUUCACUAUGGGACGACUGCAAACUGUUCAAGAGCCAACCUCGCUUGACUACUAUUGCUACUCUGCUGGUUGCCUGGCAUCAACGGCCACUUUGGGCAACAUCACAACAGGGGAAGCAUUAAGCAUGGCCUUGAAUGCACAAGAACAAUGGAUGAACGGAACUAUUUCCAGAUUCGAUGUGGUCAGCCAAUUUGUUGACUCUAUGAUUGCAGUUGGACAGGAACGAACCCUGAACGCUAAAGUUCUGUCGAAGUUGCGUAUCAUCACCACAAAGUCCAAUGGAUGGCUUCAGCAGCGUGAAACUGUCAUUCGUACCCCCAAGUCACUGGAAGACCUCAAGACAAUGUUGGUACAAACCACAUGGAUUCCAGGAGCCACAGGCAAUGCCUUUUCGUUUGAAGAACACUCGGAUGGAGCAUUCAGCUCCGCCACCCACCCAUCCUGUCCCACUACAGUUGGUCUGCCCCAACUAUCGAGAAAAACUUUUAGUUUUUUCGCAAACUUGCUGAAUAUGAACCUGAAGCCCGCCCAAGCCCAUGCUUUCUCGAAGUCUGGCAUGGAACUUGGACUGCAAAGGUAAAGAAAAAGAACCAUAUUCGCAUACGGCACAAGAUAGAUAGAUAGAUAGAUAGAAAGCAUAGAAGAUAGAGACUCAUAAUAUAUAAAGAAAUUUUGCAGAGAA
Molecule: messenger RNA, 1007 nt
Organism: Seminavis robusta
Lineage: Eukaryota; Bacillariophyta; Bacillariophyceae; Naviculales; Naviculaceae
Source: the annotation of a GenBank genome assembly